CGAUUUAUGGAGCCCGCAGCAAUGGGAUUUUUUAAAAUUUUGACAUUGAUAAUCGGAGUACUUUCUCUAUUAUUAAAUCUCGCAAAGUGCGCCGAUGAUGUCCUCAAUGGAGGGCAAUCGAACAAUGAGAUUGGUACAGACAAUGUAACAUCGACGUUCCUAAAUUUCGGUCGAAAGGCCAACGGGGAUCGACGUUAUUGGUACGAGAAUCUGAAUGAUGCCGAUAGGAUGCUGAAAAGUAAGACCGAUAUCCUGUCUCAUCUCUUGAAGAUGCACAUAGAUCGAUUGCGCAACGAGACCAAUCAGGUGGAACUGGUGUUUCUGGUGGACGCGUCCGACUCGAUCGGCUCCAAGAACUUCCGCAGCGAGUUGAAUUUCGUGACGAAGCUCCUGUCGGACUUUACGGUGGAUGAGACGACCACCCGGGUCGCGGUGGUCACCUUCGGCGGCAGAGGCAACGUAUAUCGUAACAUCGAUCAGAUCUCGCGACAUGGACCGAACGAUCACAAGUGUUACUUGCUGAACAAGCAGUUCGGCAAUAUCACUUACAGCGGCGGGGGAACUUAUACACGUGGCGCUCUUCUCGAGGCGCUGACGAUCCUCGAGAAGAGUCGCGAAAAGGCGAACAAGGUGGUAUUUCUGAUAACCGACGGCUUCAGCAACGGCGGCGAUCCGCGACCCGCUGCCGAUCUCUUGAAGAAUACGGGCGCGACCGUGUUCACGUUCGGCAUCCGUACGGGAAACGUAGAGGAGCUGCACGACAUCGCCAGUCCACCCGGGUACACGCAUAGCUAUCUCCUCGACAGUUUCGCCGAGUUCGAGGCUUUGGCGCGACGCGCCCUGCAUCGGGAUUUAAAAACCGGACAGUACGUGCCCGUGACUGUAUCAACCGAUUGCAACAGCCUUUGCUCAGAUGCUAAUCGAACCUGCUGCGACGAUAUGGCGAUUUGUACCUGCGGUACCGCAACCGGACGUUACGCCUGUAUCUGCCCGUCCGGUUACUACGGUUCCGGUCUUAAAGGUUUCUGCCAACCUUGCCCGAACGGAACGUAUGCUUCUGGAAACGCUUCCGGGGAUUUCAUCGCUGUAUGCAUACCUUGCCCGGAUGCGAAUCACGUUACAAUCAAGAUUCCUGCGACCUCGAUAUUCGACUGCGUGUGCGCCUUUGGAUUUACCACGAACGAUUACAAAUGCGAGGCUAUAACGUGCCCGAAACUAAGAGUUCCUGAAAACGGAUACCUAGUGAAGGCGAGCGCUUGUAGCAACGUGGUGCAUGCGGCGUGUGGCAUAAGAUGUAGAAUCGGCUUCCAUCUCACGGGAGACAGCAUUCGACUUUGCGGAAAGGAUGGCUCUUGGUCCGGCAACGAACCGCAGUGUUUAUUAAAAACGUGUCCGGCUCUACGCGCACCUGCACAUGGCCAUAUGAAGUGCGAACAUGACGAGGAUUAUCAACAACAAUUUGAGGAAGACUCUACUGUUUAUCCGAUCGACACGCGUUGUCAAUUCAAAUGUGAUGUUGGUUAUCAGCUUCGCGGCAGCAAAGUGCGUAACUGUCUACCCUUGUCUCGGUGGGACGGUCUGAAAGUCACGUGCAAAGCUGUGAAGUGUGAACCUCUGCCGCGAAUCGCGAAUGGAAACAUUAUCCCGGAAAUUUGUACCGGUCCAGCAAAAGUGUCCUUCGCCAUCAAUUGCACAAUUAUUUGCGACGGGGGUUUCACCCUGGAAGGACCCUCUAGUAGAUCGUGCAGCGGACGUAUAGGAAUCUGGUCCCAUCGUCACAACGUUAAUCGAUGCAUUGACAAAAUACCACCCUUGAUCAAAUGUCCGGCCGACAUUGUUGUGGAAACCGUGAAAGGUCGAAAUUAUGCGUAUGUGAAUUGGACGGUACCCGAGGUGAUAGAUAAUGCGAACGAGUCGCCUAUUUUGUGGACGAAACCGCACAUCGUCUUGCCAUGGAAGGUAAAAAUCGGUACACGCAUCGUGGUAUACAUAGCGCAAGAUGCAAACGGCAACAAGGCCAGAUGUAAAUUUAAAGUCAAAGUUCUUGAUCGAGAACCGCCCACCAUCGAAAAUUGCAUCGAUCCGCCAACUUUCUAUACCGAUCUUGAUAAUGGUCUUAAUAAUGUGACAUGGGAUGAGCCUGUCUUCUAUGAUAAUUCGAGGACCUCGGUGCGAGUUAAUCAGAGCCAUCAAUCUGGCGAGAAUACUUUUCCGAUCGGGCGAACGAGAGUUUUCUAUAAUGCUACCGACAAGUAUGGCAAUCGAGCGAGUUGCAUAUUGAAUAUUAUAGUAGAAGAUAUAUGCAAAAAUUUGACAGAACCUACCAAUGGGCGGUUAAAUUGUUCUUCGACAGACGAUCGCAAAAUGCAAUGCACUCUAACUUGCGAAAAAGGCUAUGAUUUUGCACUCGAACCAACAAAUUUCAAUGUUGUCGAUGAUGAGUUGUUGUUAAAAUGUAAUUCUAGCGAUCAUAUAUGGGAGGAUAAUUAUCUACCGGAAUGUUCAGAAGCGCAAAUAUUAAAGACGAUAUCUCAGGAGGGAAAUGUGCUAUUGCAAAGCAAUGGAAGUACAAUAUGCGACAAUGAAACGGUUUUCCAUGAAUUAAGUGAUAAUAUUAUUGAUGAUUUAAAAUCAAAAGUGUUGGAUAUUUGCGACAACGAUCUCGAAUGUUCUCUGGUUAAUUUUAAUCCUGAGUGCGAAGAGGAUCUUUUGACAUCAAAAAGUUUCGAGGACAAUUUGAUAAGAAGACGAAGAUUUAAUCAUGGAUCUAUAAUUAUAUUCAAAAAAAAUAAGAUACUUGAAAGAUUGAAACGCGUAGCUAGAUUGAAUUCCAAUACCAAUAAAAAUAAAACCAGACCCAGACAAAAGAAAGAGAGGAUAGAGAUUAAAUUUAAGUUUAUAGGCAGAAUAAUCGAAGAAAACUUUGAAAAUCCUAAACAAGGAGUGCAAAAGUUGAGAGAAAAAAUCGACACGUUGAAGAAUUUGGGAAAAUUAGAUUUAUUGAAUAACAGAACAAACCAGGAAAUUGCGAAGUUAGCUUUGAAUCUACAUCUCGUGUUCAAGGAGCCUCAAGAUCUCUGCGAUUCCGGAAGUGUGCUGAAGAAAUACAGUUGCGUAAAAUGUCCCGCGGGUACUUUUUAUAAUGCCUCGAUAAAAAUUUGCCAACCGUGUCCUUUCGGACAAUAUCAGAAUGCAACUGCUUCAUUAAAGUGCAUACCUUGUCCGGAGCAUACUUUCACGAAGAGGAUGCACGUGAAAUCGCUGAAAGAUUGCAUUCCUAUGUGCCGACCAGGAUAUUAUUCUCAGCAUAAACGCUAUCACGGAUCGCGUUUAGCUACGCAGCCUUGUUUCGCAUGCGACAUCGGUUUCUAUCAGCCGAGCUACGGACAAACUCAAUGUUCACCGUGUCCGUUCAAUACGACGACGGAAAAGCGUGGCUCCGCAAAUAUUCAUGACUGCUUGCCGAUACACGAUAAGAUCGACGAUUGUCGGACGGAUCCGUGUUUAAACGGUGGGCGAUGCGUGGUUCAAGAUGAAGGCGAUUUCGCCUGCGAAUGUCAAGAAUAUUACGUGGGAUCGAAAUGCGAAGAGUUCAAGGAUCCAUGCAAUUCUUCGCCGUGCUUAAACGAGGGAAUGUGUAAAGUACAACGGUAUCCUGAUAAUUCUGUGACAUACGAGUGCACGUGCAAAAGCAGUUAUACAGGCGUCAAUUGUGAGAUUUAUAUAGACGAAUGUUCCACCAAUCCUUGUCAAAACGGCGGAAAAUGCACGAGCACCGAGAGUGAUUUCACCUGCGAGUGCAAGGACGGAUUCGAAGGUCAGUUUUGCGAAAUUCGGAUGGAUCAUUGCGAGCUUAUGCCCUGCGAGGAGGAAUCCGUAUGUCGCACCAUCAACGGAACCUGGCGAUGCUUCUGCAAACCCGGAUUCCUAGGCCGUCAUUGCAACCUAUUGCCCUGCGACUGGCUACCAUGUCACGCGAACGCGAUUUGCGUAAAUGUCAAGGAGGAAAAUGCAACGCGAGAGAGUUACAGGUGCGAAUGUCCCGACGGAUAUACUGGAGAGGAUUGCGCGACGAGAAUCAAUUACUGCGAGAGGUCGCCUUGCUUAAAUAAUGGGAAUUGCAUCAAUCAGAUGCGCAAUUACACUUGUAGUUGCCCAAUGCUUUUCACAGGACGCAACUGCGAAACUGAAUUGUCAUCUGAUUAUGUGAUGCACUUUACAAAGUCCAGCACGACGGACUACGUCAUCGUGAAAGAACUCGCGAAGGAUCUAUCUCAGUUGUCCGUUUGUCUGUGGCUACAGUCGAUGGACACUUUCAAUUAUGGUACGGUGUUGUCGUACGCGACAAUGUUUCACGACAACGCUUUUACAUUGACAGAUUAUAACGGAUUCGUCUUGUAUAUUAACGGGGAAAGAGUCGUGACCGAUAUUAAAGUCAACGAUGGUUAUUGGCAUUUCCUGUGCGUUACUUGGGAAAACGGAUACGGCUCCUGGCGCGUAUUUGUCGACGGAGUCCUCAAAGACAGCGGCACUCGUUUAUCUCAGGGAGUUGUCAUACAAGCCAAUGGAUCCCUCGUUAUCGGACAAGAACAAGAUUAUCUGGGGGGUGGCUUUUCGGAAUCGGAAGCGUUUUUGGGAAAACUCGGCCUACUAGAUAUAUGGGACAUCGUUCUGGAUGAGAAGAACAUUACAGCACGAUGGAACAAUUGUGAAAAAUAUCAUGGGAACGUCGUAGCUUGGGCGCAGAUGCAACAAUAUAUUCACGGCGAUAUUGUGAUCUUAGCUAGCCCGUUUUGUCACGGCUGCCCCUUACCCGUAGUACCGUUCAAAAGUAAUAUUAAUGUGAGCGAGGACCUGUCGGAGGUAACGUAUUAUUGCGACAACGGAUACGUGAUUCGGUUCGCUGGUGAGGAACACCGGUCCCUCGCUAGAAAAUGUCUCAAGCAUGGCCAAUGGGAAGGACACGAUACGCCAAUCUGUACAAAAAUAAAAUGCGGCUUUCCGGGAUACUUUCCGCGAGGAUAUAUUUAUGGCAAAUCGUAUUCAUUCGGGGAUGAGAUAUAUUAUUCUUGCGCCGAGGACUACGAACUUCGAGGGAAUCCUCAUCGAAUUUGCAAUUCCGAUGGAAAGUGGACCGGCCUGCCUCCGAUCUGCAUAGGAAUGACAUGCAAAAACUUGCUAGCCCCCGAACACGGAGAUAUAGAAUACAUAUUGGAAGAGAAUGAAAGAGAUGAUAUCACGAUAUUACAGGCUGGCCAACAAUUGGAAUUCAAAUGCAGUCCCGGAUAUCGUCUACAUGGGGAAAAAUAUUUGACUUGUUUAGAGACCGGUAUUUGGGAUUACGAGAGACCGUCCUGUAUACUUUACGGAUGUCCUCCGCCGAAAAAAAUAAAACACGGCUACGUCGCCUUCGCGAAUUCCAAUAAAUCAAACCAGACUUUCGUUUACGGUCCCGAGGAGAAUACAAUCGACGAUCUCUCCAAAAGAACGUAUCAUUACGAUGAUAUCGUUGGAUUCCUUUGCCAUCACGGGUACAAAUUUCACGGAAAUCACAGUCUAUUGACGGAAUUCAAGCUACAGUGUUUGGCCAACGGCAGCUGGAUUGGAUUCGUCCCCGAUUGUGUUCCGCGCGUAUGUCCUUGGCCGGAUCGUAUGAAAAAUGGAAGAAUCUUCCUCAGGAAACAAGACAAUAGCACGAUCGAAAUUCCCGAGGAGGGAGACGCGAUGUCCGAAUCUGUUGAUGGUAUAGCAACAGACGAGAAAGAAAUCUCUCCGGAAAUGUUCGUUUCCGGCGCGGAAAUCGUCAUCGUCUGUGAUCCGAGAUACGAAUUGAUCGGAGACAAUGUCAGAACGUGCACCAACGAAACUUGGUCCUCGACUUUCGCCUCUUGCGCGCCCCGCAAUUGUUCCGUUGAGGAUCAUCCGCUUUUUAAGAUUAUAAAAAAGUUGGAGAACGAAAACGAUGUGAUAUCGCUUGAAUUCGAUAACGAAAAAUGGCAUAGCAUGGAGAAUGUCACGAGCACCUAUAAACAAUUCGAGAUCGUUGCCGAGGGAAAGGCUUACGGGCAACAUAUAAUCCUAACGUGUCGGAAUGGCACACAGAUGAACCUGGACAAGCUGAUUAUCAACGAAACAAUCUCGAAUAUAACGUGGAUGUGUAACGAGAUUGGAAAAUGGAUAGUUUCAAAUUUAUCGUUGAAUGAAUCUGUAUUGGAACAGCUGUUGAACGACUCGACAUACGUCUGCGACAGUUCGUGUGCACCCCCGGAGAUACCAAAAUAUGGGUACAUUGAUAAUAUUAAUAACACCGAUGAUAUAAACAAUCGUAAGGCGAUCAACAACGUCGUGAUCUUCAAGUGCCGUCACGGAUAUGUUUUGGAAGGUGAUGAACGGUCUGUUUGUCUACCGAACGUCACAUGGUCCGCUUUACCCUCUUGCAAACCUGUAGCAUGCGGAGAGCCGCCGAUCUUCGCGAAUGCGAUACUAAAGCGAGAUGUUGACGAAAAAACUCAGAAUUUUAUUUUCGGUAACAUGAUUUCUUAUCAGUGUAUUCCGGGCUAUCGUGUAUUUGGACAAAUGACUUUAAGAUGUUUGGGAAGCGGAAAGUGGUCGAGAAUGAACGGCAGAUGUUCGAAAAUAUCAUGCGGCAAACCGCAGAUUCAGCCUGGAAUCAUGCUUCAUGGCCGUUCUUAUCUAUUUCAAGAUCAAUUGACUUAUGUGUGUUCCGAUGGUAAAAAGCGGGGAGUGAUUACAUGUCAAGCCGACGGGAAAUGGAACGAAUCCCUGAAAUGUAACGGAAAUAAAAAUACGUAACUCUCACACGAUGAUUGAAUUUUCUCGCGCACAAUUCAGUAAAAUGACAUUUUCGUUUUUAAUAACAACACACAUGUUUUUAUUUCUUUCUGAGUUUCUCGUAUCAAGAUUUACGAAUGUGAUAUAGAAAACGUAAUCACGCAGUCUUAUCACGAAAUAAAUAACUUAGUUUGAGAUUUACAGAAUAGUACGUACAGAUAUGCGGUAAUAUUUGAUCUAAAUAUUAUUUAUGCACAAUUUUUUCGUAUUGUAAUGGUUAAUUUCAAUAUAUCGUACUCCUCUUUUGAGAAUACAUAUAUUUUUUUCAUGUUUAACUGUAAAAGUUGGUGUAUAUCGAUACAAAUAAUUCUCAUCUCAAAAAUUGGCAUUGUGUUGAACUCGCAUAUUCGUGUACGAUAGAUUCAUCAAUACUGG
Molecule: messenger RNA, 7227 nt
Organism: Camponotus floridanus (Florida carpenter ant)
Lineage: Eukaryota; Metazoa; Arthropoda; Insecta; Hymenoptera; Formicidae
Product: sushi, von Willebrand factor type A, EGF and pentraxin domain-containing protein 1
Exons: 32
Molecular function (GO): calcium ion binding
Source: RefSeq, a predicted model, not a curated record